Molecule: messenger RNA, 583 nt
Organism: Achroia grisella
Lineage: Eukaryota; Metazoa; Arthropoda; Insecta; Lepidoptera; Pyralidae
Gene: Cmc1
Product: COX assembly mitochondrial protein homolog
Exons: 2
Coding region: 123-479 (118 amino acids)
Cellular component (GO): mitochondrion
Source: RefSeq, a predicted model, not a curated record
UUCGCUUCGAUCGCAUCAUUAUUCUAUAACCUAAUACAUGUAUUAUUUUUGUAGAUACAAAAUAAAGAAAAUAAUAUAAGCUGAUUAAUAAAAUAUUUAUAUGUUAUGAGAAAAAGUAUAUCAUGACGUCUGAAAAAUCUGUUUUACCGGGAAAAUUAUCUGAAGGGCCUCACGGUUUAGGUAACCCUGAAGAUAGAACCUUAAGAAAAGUAGAAAUAGAAGUGAUGAUACCAAAGCUUAUGCGGGAAAAAGCAAAAAUUGAAAAAUGUCCAAGUGAAGUAAAAGAAUUUGAGAAAUGUUGUAAAGAUUCAUCCAUUUUUAUGGUAGUUAAAUGUCGAAAAGAAAACACAUCUCUUAAAGACUGCCUAACAAAGUGGUACCAUAAUGAAGAUUUCAAAAAACAAUGUACAGAAGAAUAUUUGAAAGAAAGAAGUGAGUAUAGGAGAACUGGUAUCAAGAAAGCCAUUAAAAGAGCUUAAAAAACUAUGUAAUAUAGUUAUUACAAAAGUAAAAUAUGCAAUCAAGAGUCGUUAUAGUGAUUAUAGUGCAUAAAAAUGUUAUUAUUUAUUGUUAUAAAAAUGAA